GUUUCUCUUUUCCAAUUUUGUCAAAUUGGGAAGUCAUAAAUUCGACUUUCUCUCUCUUCUCUCUUCCAAUAGCGCGUCGCGUCGCUCUUGCCGUUCGCUAGGGUUCUUCGAUUCGAUACUGUGUGGAGUGUGGGCCGCCGCCGCUUCCUCAGCUGCUGCUGCUGCUCGGUCGACGAGGAGCCGAAUUGUAUUGGAGCCAGCUCGCCGGGGUUGGUGUGGUUCGCUGGUUCGGCGGCUGCGCCUUUUCGAUUUAGGGUUUCGUGUUCUUGGUUUUCAGAAGGGGUGAGAGGAUUUAGGGUUCGAUUUGGCUGGGACGUGAUCCUUUGUUGAAGUUGGAACUCGAAGCUUGGCUCUAGCGGUGGAGGUUUUGAGUUGGGAGGGAAUAUAAGUAGAGCAAGAGACAGUUUCUGGUAAUUGAAUUUUGGUUCUCGUUGGUUGAAUUCGAGCUAUUGGUUCCUCUUCGCUGAAAGCUUAUAAAGGGGUUUGCUUUCUCUCCCUUUUGCGCUUUUCCGGUGAAUUUUACUGCUCGAAUUCACUUUACUGCUCAAAUUCACAUUCAAGCUUUUCAAAGGUUUUCGUUGAUUUGAAGCUUAUUGCCCUCUUCUUCUAGGUCGAUUUUCUUCAUGGAUUCGCCUGUUAUUUCUCAAAAUUGGUACUUGUGGUGUCCUGAUUCUUUUGUUUUGUUUUUCUCUUGUGUAGCGUUUCAAAUUUUAAGUGUUCAUAAUGAUUUUUAUCGGGGAGGAAACUGGUUUUGUUCCUUCUAUAUUUUCCAAUGUGCUUUUACUUGUAAGAACGAAUUUUUCGACUUUGGUCUUAUGAAAUGGAACCUUUUAAUUGAGUGAACCUGAGGAUACCCUUUAUUACACAUGACUUAUUCAUGCAGAAGGCAUUUGUCGAGUGGAUAGGAUGGGGAAAAGUGAAAAUUUCCGUGGUGCUUACUACCGCAGCAGCUCAUUUGGGGCAGCUGGUGCUUUUGAGAGAUCAGCAAGUUCUGGACAAAUUGAUAUGGAGAUUACUGCAUCUGCAAAUUCUAGUGCUCCAGUUAGGAAAUUCUUGAAUCUGAAUUCCAGUAAAAGGGAUACUUUUGGGGUCCCUACACAAGUCCUGUCUCCUGCCCAAAUGUCUCCAUUGGAAAGAAGAGAUAUGAUCCGAAGAUUGAGAUCUGAGCUUGAACUCAUUCGGGAUGUCCAGAAGAACAUUGUAGUGGAGAGAGGUGUUGGAAAUGUCUCUUCAUCUAACCGUGUUGUGAAUGGUACCAGUAGACCAAAUGGGGCUGUAGCAGGAAAUUCCAAGAAUUCCUCAAUUGUUUCUUCUGGAGCGGGGAAUAAGGGAAGUGCCAUGGGAAAGCUGAAGCCACAGCCUGUGAAAGCACAUGCAACACAAAAUCCUGGAAACUUAAUCUUGAUCAAACAGUGUGAGAAUUUGUUGCAACGUUUGAUGUCUCAUCAGUUUGGUUAUGUCUUCAAUACUCCUGUGGAUGUUGUCAAGUUGAACAUCCCUGAUUACUUCACUAUUGUCAAGCAUCCUAUGGACUUGGGAACAAUUAAGAGCAGAAUUAUGUCAGGCUUGUACUCAAGCCCAUUGGAAUUCGCCGAAGAUGUCAGGCUGACAUUCAGUAAUGCUAUGCUGUACAAUCCAAAGGGGAACGAUGUUCAUCUCAUGGCUGAGAGCCUUAAAAAGUUUUUUGAAGUGAGAUGGAAAGCCAUUGAGAGAAAGUUGCCGAAGAAGGUGCCCAAACCUCAGCCAGAAAAUUCAGCUCAUCGCAAUGAUUUCGAUGCUGCUCAAAUGCAAUCUAUUAAGAAGAGAAAACUAAGCCCAUCCAAGCAUGAAGCUAUUGUGGAACCUGUGGAGCGGUUAGUUUCCGCGGAUGAGAUAGCCAAAUUGGGCUCAGAGCUUGAGUCAUUGUUGCCUGAAAUGCCUAUGCAUAUCAUUGAUUUCUUGAGAGAGCACAGCAAUGGUGGACAAGAUGCUGGCUUAGAUGAAAUAGAGAUAGACAUUGAUAAACUCAGCGAUGACACAUUACUCGCUCUGAGGAAACUCUUAGAUAAUCAUUCUAAAGAGAAGACAGAGAAGCAAGCUAGAGUGGAGCCUUCCGAAAUUGAGCUAUUGAAUGUCUCAGGCCCAAGCAAUUCAUCCUUGCAACAGCAAAGAGGUAACGACCUAGCAGAUGAAGAUGUUGAUAUUGGUGAGAAUGAGCCUCCUGUGUCUAGCUAUCCUACUGUGGAGAUAGCGAGUGAUACAGGCCGUGAGAGCAGCAGAGUUAUGAGUUCAGGGAGCUCUAGGGAUUCUGGCGGUUCUUCUGAAGUUGAAUCUGAUCACGUGAAACCUUCAAGUCGAUCACCUGUGUCUAAGGUUCCGGAUGAUAUGGUUCUUGGAGGUCAAGCUGAUGAGAAGAAAAUUGGUGAUCAUCCCCUGGAUAGAAAUCAAUCUGACAGUGGGUUAGAUCAGCUGGAAGAGAACUCUGAAGAAAAGCCUGGGUCAGAUUAUUCGGAUGGUCAUCAAGAUGGAGAAAGUGCCCCUAGUGGGAGUCAGGAGUUCCCUCAUAAGGAUUAUAGGGCGGCUAUGAUCAGAAACCGUUUCUCUGACAUGAUACUGAAAGCUAGAGAAGAGAAGACCCUCUUACAGGUCGACAAGGUGGAUCCAGACAAGCUGCAGAAGGAAAGGGAGAAACUAGAGUUGCAGAAAAAGAAAGAGAAAGCGAGGUUACAAGCUGAAGCAAAGGCUGCCGAAGAUGCACGGAAGCAAGCCGAGGCAGCUGCAGCAGCCGAGGCCAGACGGCUGUUGGAGGUUGAAAGAGAAGCAGCACGUCAGGCGCUGCUCAAGGUUGAGAGAACUGUUGAAAUCAACGAGAACUCCAAGUUCCUUGAAGACCUAGAGAUGCUUAGAAGUGCCCCUGCCGAGCAGGUACCAAGCUCUGUGGACGAAGUGAGCCCAGAUAACUCUCCGGAUGGGUUGGGUGGUUUCAAGUUUGGUGGGGACAGCAAUCCUUUGGAACAGCUUGGCUUGUUUAGGAAGGACGAUGAAGAGGAGGAAGAAGGCGAGCCUCUGAGAGUUCCACAGGAAAGUUUCAAGUUUGGUGGGGAUAGCAAUCCAUUGGAGCAGCUUGGAUUGUUUAGGAAGGACAACGAAGUGGAGGAAGAAGGCGAGCCUUUGAUCGUUCCACAGGAAAUGAAUGAUGUGGAGCCAGAAGAGGGAGAAAUAGAUUAGGCCUUCAAAGGAUGGACUAAUUUAGUGGAUAUCUAUGUCAGAAACAAAAAUGAAAAAAAAAAAAAAAAGAGAAAGAGAAUAGAAAAUGCUGGACACUUUGCAUCUGCUUCAGCUGUGAGAGAUCUGUAACUGUGAGCCAAGUAUAGCAGUCAACUUGUCCGUGAGAGUAGAGUUACAUUGCAGGGUGAAUCUGGCUGCUACCCCUCAGACGUGGAAGGAAGGACUCACUCAGAUGGUUGCAGAAGUACAGUUCGGUUCGUGCUCUCCAUGGAUGUAUAUAUAAUGAAGUUUUGCCUUAAGCUUUUGGAGAAGCAUCGUUGCUCUUUAAGUUAAAUCCACAGCCUGAAGAAGAGAUGCUUUGGAAAGGAUGGUACGAUGAUGGAGGAAAGAACAUUGCUUGCAUACACCCUUUGCUUUGUAUUGUCGAGCUGUGUCUAUUGGACUGGAGACUUGCAGUGUAUCGGAGAGAAUGACUUGGUGGUUUUGUUAUAUAAGAGUUAGGCGGAGAGUGAAUUUCUAUGUAAAAAGUAAUUUCGUAGUGUUUGGUUCAAUAGAAAUGUUUUUUCCUUUUUUGUUAUGCGGCAAUAGCAGAAGCAAGCAGCUAUUAUCUUCAAUCAAGGUAAUUACUAAUUACUGACUGAAGUCUGAAGCAAAAGUAAACCUUGCCAACAGUAACCAGAAAGUUCGGAUAAUAGCCUUUUUCUUUUCUGUUAGGAUUGUGAUUACCCAUUGAGAGUAACCAGAUCUCGAAUUCUCAGAUCGAACAAUAGCUGCUGUUACAAAAUCGCAAUGAAUGCUCGACGAGUCCUGACAUUGUUCUAAAGGAGGCUCGAGUUGGAUUGUUGUGUUCCAAGUUUGUGGAAUCCUAAAGGAUCCUUGAAGUUCGAAUCCCCACUACGUGUUAAGUGUUAAAAUUAAUGAGGUCUAUUGUA
Molecule: messenger RNA, 4139 nt
Organism: Linum trigynum
Lineage: Eukaryota; Viridiplantae; Streptophyta; Magnoliopsida; Malpighiales; Linaceae
Source: the annotation of a GenBank genome assembly